UGGAGGCGCUCUGAGUGUGUUGCCCGCCGGCCUGGGCUGUCCUCGUCCAGUUUCAUCCAGUCUCGAGCGCCCCGCUAGCCUUGCGGUGGGGCAGCGCCCACCGCCAGUGUGCAAACCUGAGGGUAGAGACAGCCUCUGGACUCCCCUUCUUCUCCGCGGGAGGCGGCUUCCGGCCUCGGAGGCCUGCGGGCGUUGGAAAUCUCAUUAGGCGUGUCCGGCAGAGGGGUUGGGGAAGAUUUAGGGGCGGAACGGGGACGUGUGGAUCUGCUAAGUAACCGAGUAACCACCGCAGUCCAAAUGUGGAGCAGGAGGCGGGACCUCGAGGGUGUGCCCCACGCAUGGAUCUGAGCUGUUGCCACUGGCCCUAAAGCGUCCGUAAGGGAUAGCUAAGCAGAAACAAUUAUGUCAGGGUGGGAGUCUUACUACAAAACCGAGGGCGAUGAAGAGGAGGAAGAACAAGAGGAAAGCCCGGAAGCAGGUGGAGAACAUAAAUAUUCAGGAAGAGAUAGUUUGAUUUUUUUGGUUGAUGCCUCCAGGGCCAUGUUUGAAUCUCAGGGUGAAGAUGAAUUGACUCCUUUUGAUAUGAGCAUCCAGUGUGUCCAGAGUGUAUAUGCCAGUAAGAUCAUAAGCAGUGAUCGAGAUCUCUUGGCAGUGGUAUUCUAUGGUACCGAGAAAGACAAAAAUUCAGUGAAUUUCAAAAAUAUUUACGUCUUACAAGAGUUGGAUAAUCCAGGUGCAAAACGAAUGCUGGAGCUUGACCAGUUUAAGGGGCAGCAGGGAAAAAAACAUUUUCAAGAUCUAAUUGGCCAUGGUUCUGACUACUCAUUGAGUGAAGUGCUGUGGGUCUGUGCCAACCUCUUUAGCAAUGUCCAGUUCAAGAUGAGUCAUAAGAGGAUCAUGCUGUUCACCAAUGAAGACGACCCCCAUGGCAAUGACAGUGCCAAAGCCAGCCGGGCCAGGACCAAAGCUGGCGAUCUCCGUGACACAGGAAUCUUCCUUGACUUGAUGCACCUGAAGAAACGUGGGGGCUUUGAUAUAUCCUUGUUCUACAGAGAUAUCAUCAGCAUAGCAGAGGAUGAAGAUCUCGGGGUUCACUUUGAGGAAUCAAGCAAGUUGGAAGACCUAUUGAGGAAGGUUCGUGCCAAGGAGACCAGGAAGCGAGUGCUGUCCAGGUUAAAGUUUAAGCUCAACAAGGAUAUAGCACUCACUGUAGGCAUUUAUAACUUGGUCCAGAAGGCUAACAAGCCUUUUCCAAUAAGGCUCUAUCGGGAAACAAAUGAACCAGUGAAAACCAAGACCCGGACAUUUAAUGUAAAUACAGGCAGUUUGCUCCUGCCUAGUGAUACCAAGAGAUCUCAGACCUAUGGGAGUCGUCAGAUUGUACUAGAGAAAGAGGAAACGGAAGAGCUGAAGCGGUUUGAUGAGCCAGGUUUGAUUCUCCUUGGCUUUAAGCCCUUGCUAAUGCUGAAAAAGCACCAUUACCUGCGGCCCUCCCUGUUCGUUUACCCUGAGGAGUCCCUGGUAAACGGGAGCUCAACCCUGUUUAGUGCUCUGCUUACCAAGUGUCUGGAGAAGGCGGUCUUAGCAGUGUGCAGAUACACACCCCGCAAGAACACCCCCCCUUAUUUUGUGGCUUUGGUGCCACAAGAAGAAGAGCUAGAUGACCAGAAAAUUCAGGUGACUCCUCCAGGCUUUCAGCUUGUCUUCCUACCUUAUGCUGAUGAUAAACGUAAAGUGCCUUUUACAGAAAAAGUCAUGGCCAACCCUGAACAGAUAGACAAGAUGAAAGCCAUUGUUCAGAAGCUGCGCUUCAAAUACAGAAGUGACAGCUUUGAGAACCCAGUGCUGCAGCAGCAUUUCAGGAAUCUGGAGGCCUUAGCUUUGGAUUUGAUGGAGCCUGAACAAGCAGUAGAUCUGACAUUGCCCAAGGUUGAAGCAAUGAAUAAAAGACUGGGCUCCCUGGUAGAUGAGUUUAAGGAACUCGUCUACCCACCAGAUUACAAUCCUGAGGAUAAAGUUAGCAAGCGAAAACAAGGAGUGACUCCUGUAGUGCCCUUGGAACCCACUGGCAGAGCUCCUCACAUGCUGACCGUGGAUGAUGGAGUUUCUGGAAGUAAAAAGCCCAAAAUGGAGGUAUCUGAAGAGGAGCUGAAGGCCCAUAUUGCCAAGGGCACGCUGGGCAAGCUCACGGUGCCCAUGCUGAAGGAGGCCUGCAGGGUGCAUGGGCUGAAGGGUGGGCUGAAGAAGCAGGAGCUGCUGGCUGCUCUCACUGAGCACUUCCAGAAGGACUGAUGCUGACCACACACCCUCCCCGUGGCGAAGUUGCCUGCUUUUGUUCUCACCAAGUUAAAGGUGUUUUUCCUGAGCUGGGAGGAGUUGCCUUGCGGAAGCUGAGGACUUUACAUUUGAAACUUGUUGGCACAGAGACCGCAUGGCUCUCUCACUUGGCUUGUGCCUUACUCUAUGUGAAUAAAGAACCUUGACUUUG
Marmota monax (woodchuck) is the source of this 2488-nucleotide messenger RNA. It is a transcript of the gene Xrcc6, whose product is annotated as X-ray repair cross complementing 6. Gene Ontology annotation, molecular function: double-stranded DNA binding; telomeric repeat DNA binding; DNA helicase activity. Gene Ontology annotation, cellular component: Ku70:Ku80 complex; nucleus. Bases 403 to 2292 code for a protein of 629 amino acids. The record is from RefSeq and is a predicted model, not a curated record. Gene Ontology annotation, biological process: cellular response to X-ray; telomere maintenance; cellular response to gamma radiation. The transcript has 14 exons. NCBI's taxonomy places the organism in Eukaryota, Metazoa, Chordata, Mammalia, Rodentia, Sciuridae.